Molecule: messenger RNA, 1955 nt
Organism: Closterium sp. Naga37s-1
Lineage: Eukaryota; Viridiplantae; Streptophyta; Zygnematophyceae; Desmidiales; Closteriaceae
Source: the annotation of a GenBank genome assembly
GUGCGGAAACCAUUGACCUUUUUGAGCUGGUGGACUCUCUCAAGCGCAGAAACGUCCAGCUACCAAUGGUUAUUCGGUUUCCUGAUAUUAUCCAAAAUCGUAUGCAAGAGCUUCAAAACUGUUUCGAUGCGGCCAUCGCGCGGUUCGGCUGUGAGGGAGCAUUUCAAGGCGUUUUUCCAGUAAAGUGCAAUCAGGAUCGCCGCCUGCUAGAGGAUAUCGUGGAAUAUGGCCGACCAAUCAAGUUUGGCUUGGAGGCUGGUUCAAAGCCAGAGCUAUUGAUCGCGAUGUCACAGCUCAAGGACAACGAUGGUUCAAUCUUAGUCUGCAAUGGUUACAAGGAUCAAGAAUACAUCGAGAAUGCUCUUGUUGCAAGGAAGCUUGGACUCAAUUCUGUUAUUGUCCUUGAACAGAUGCAAGAACUUCCUCUGGUCCUGGAAGCAAGUAAGCGGCUGUAUGCACGGCCUCUUAUUGGAGUCAGGGCCAAGCUAAGUACACGGCAUGAUGGCCACUGGGGUGAAACUUCCGGCGACCGUGCGAAGUUUGGACUGAGCGUCAACGAGAUUGUGAGGGUUGUUAAAAUUCUCAGAGAGCAUGAAAUGCUGGACUGCCUACAACUUCUUCACUUUCACAUUGGUUCACAAAUACCAUCAAUUUCGCUGAUCAAGGAAGCCAUGCGGGAAGGCAGUCAUCUUUACUGUGAACUUGCUCUGAUGGGUGCAAAAAUGGGAUAUAUUGAUGUUGGCGGUGGUCUAGGUAUUGAUUAUGACGGUUCAAGAAGCUCGUCUGUUGCCUCAACGAAUUACACUAUGCAGAACUAUGCCAACGAUGUGGUGGCUGCAGUUGUUGAUGCUUGCUUGCUGAAAGGAGUCAAACAACCAAUAAUCUUGACUGAGAGUGGCAGGGCUUUGGCCUCUCACCAGUCAGUCCUUGUGUUUGAUGUCCUCAGCGCAAACAUCUUCAACGAGUCCCACGCCCUUCAGAACUUUCAGAUGCUUGGUCCAGAUUCAGCAGACCAAGUCGUGCCUCCCGAGCAAUUCACAGGGGGGGACAAGCCGAAGCCCAGGAAGGCCAGGCAUGGAAGGCUGGAGAAUGGAGCAGGGACUUAUCUUCUACGCACAUUCCACGAGGUUCUCGAGACAAUGGAUGAGACCAAUUUCCAGGAGGCCUAUCAUGACGCCAAGCAGUUCAAGGCGGAGGCAACUGCUUUGUUUAAGCUGGGAUGUUUAAAUCUUGAGCAGAGGGCACAGGCAGACUCUCUAUACCAGGUCAUCUGUCAUGAGGUUCUUCGUUUUGCUCGAGAAACUGGUGAGAUGGCAGAUGAUGCGGAGACUCUUCGACGAUCAUUUGCAGCAAUUUACCAUGUGAACCUCUCAGUCUUCCGCUCUGUCCCUGACUCGUGGGCUAUCAGCCAGGUCUUCCCCACCAUGCCCAUCCACCGACUGGAUGAAGAACCUGCAGUUCAGGCCACACUUGCUGACCUGACAUGUGACAGUGAUGGCAAGAUUGACCACUUUCCUGGUUACCCCAAUGCAACUGGGAGAGUUAUUGCGGUGCAUGAGCUGGAGGAAAACCGACCGUAUUAUCUUGGGCUAUUCCUUGCAGGAACUUAUCAGGAGGUGAUGGGAAGCUCCCACAACCUAUUUGGGACCACCAAUGUGGUUUAUGUCCGUGCAAGGCCAAAAUCCUCCAAUAAGGCUUGCAAUGGCAUGCAGUCCAAGCCAAAUGGGAAGUUAAUUUUCCACAGAGGCGGCUACAGCAUAGAACAUGUGGUCCCGGGCCAGACCACCGACCAAGUGCUUCGUACAGUUCAGCAUGACGCCGGUGACAUGAUGGAGGAUCUUCGCAACAAAGCUGAGGAAGCUGUAGCAGAAGGAAAGCUAUCUCUUGAAGAGGCGCAAACACUCCUGCACAACUUGAAGAAGACAAUGCACUCAUACACCUACCUGUCAAGCUAG